Molecule: messenger RNA, 1578 nt
Organism: Purpureocillium lilacinum
Lineage: Eukaryota; Fungi; Ascomycota; Sordariomycetes; Hypocreales; Ophiocordycipitaceae
Source: RefSeq, a predicted model, not a curated record
AUGGCGUCCCCCGAGAGUCCUGCGGCGGCGACAGCGACGGCGACGGAGCCGUUUCCCGCCAUAGACGGGACUGCUCCCGGACCACUCGCUCAGUCCCCGAGCGCCGACGACAGCCGGAGCGCGACAACUAACCGCCCUGCCGCCUCGUCGUCACUCAGCGGACACCUUCGUCGCGCGUCCGUCACCUUCAGUCAAUCGGAGCUUCCCGAGGGCUUCUUCGCCGCCGCAGGCGGAAUCGCCUCGUCCGUCUUCUCGCGCCAGAACGUAGCCCGACCUGGCUCUUCCGCGCCCAGCUCUCCCGUCGUCCAGUCACCCGAGGCGCGCCAAACCAUCCCAGAGCACUCCAACGGGACUCCCCCCUUCUCGGAAGAGCCCGGCUCGCGUGAGCCCAAGACGGAGGGCAGCUCGGCAUCGCAGACGACAUCCAUGCCGAUCGACGAGCCCGCCGCCGCGGCCCCCUUUCCCAACGGAUACCAUUUCCCGCCGAAACACUCGUUUGGCCAGUCCAUGAAGCUUGGUUCCAUUUCCUUUUGGCACUACUUCAUGACGCCCCUCGGGUUUGUCGUCACCAUAUAUGGACUGAAUGUGGUUGCCUGGGGUGGCAUGCUCUUCCUCCUGCUCUGCAAUGCCUCGCCAGCUAUGUGUCACCCGACGUGUGACGACAUCAACUCUCCCAGGCGGAUAUGGAUCGAGAUCGACUCGCAGAUCCUCAACGCCCUCUUCUGCGUGACGGGAUUCGGGCUCGCACCUUGGCGAUUCAGGGACUUAUACUUUUUGCUUCGGUACCGACUACAACACAGGGAAGAAGCUCUUCGCAGGCUCGCGGGAAUCCACAGAGGGUGGUUCCGGCUCGAGGGCUCCGCCGCCCUGCCCAUCAACAUCGGCCCCAAGAACGUCGAGCAGCAUCUGUCGCAGGCCGCGUCGCGUCCCGCUGUUCCUUUCCCAGCGACGAAGAUCCCCGACGUACCUUUGACUGGAGUUCGUGCGCCGCCGACUAAGUUGUGGAAGCUUGAUCUCGUCAUCUGGCUCAUGGUGUGGAACACGUUUCUGCAGUGUGUCCUGUCGGGGUUCAUGUGGGGAUUAAACCGCUACGACCGCCCGAGUUGGUCAACAGGCCUCUUUGUCGCGCUUGGCUGCACCGUUGCGGCCGUCGGAGGCCUCAUCAUGUUUCUUGAGGGCAAGUCUGUCAAGGGCAUCGAAGGUGUACCCGUCAGUCAACAGGAUCUGGAGCAGCUCGAGAGUGACCGCGAGCGCGGCGUGUGGCAUUACAACAACAUCAAGGACGAGGACCUGGAGGCCAAGAGGAAGAAGGAGGAGGAAAAGAAGAGGAAGCAUGAGAAUCGGUCACACCACCACCAACACCAGUACUGCCACCGCUACCGCUACCGCUACCACCACCACCAGACGCUCACCGGCGCAGUCGCCUCGCCCGCGUUACUUCUUCUGCAGCUGUCGCCUUUCUUGUUCAACACCAUCUCCAGGCUGCAGCCCGCCGGCCCCCAGCCCGAACUCGACAUCGUCAUCGGCAUCGUCAUCGGCAUUGACUCUCAACCAACCCCGCUGAGCCAGCUGACCUGA